Messenger RNA from Debaryomyces fabryi, 621 nucleotides. RefSeq lists its product as uncharacterized. Bases 1 to 621 code for a protein of 206 amino acids. The transcript has a single exon. NCBI's taxonomy places the organism in Eukaryota, Fungi, Ascomycota, Pichiomycetes, Serinales, Debaryomycetaceae. The record is from RefSeq and is a predicted model, not a curated record.
AUGACAUUCUCCACUGGAAGAGGUGGUGCUGGUAACAUGCAAUACUCAAAAAACAUAACAUCUGAAAAUAAUCACAUCCAACCAGUUGCAUCAAAUCAAGGAUCACAUCAAAAUCCUAAAGUCCAAAAAAAUCAUCAGCAAAAUCCACAACAGCCAUCGGAACACGUUAAUUCUAAGGGAGAAAAGGUUUAUUACUCUACAGGUCGCGGAGGAGCUGGCAAUAUACAAUCAUCUACAUCGUUACCUUCUCCAAAAUUAGUUCCUCAGGGAUCCAAUACUCCACAAUUACAUACAAACAAAGUUUCUACUGGUAGAGGUGGGUAUGGUAAUAUGAUGAAAAAUGAUGAUCCUGAAUUAACACGCAAAGUUCAAGAUGUGGAUGGACCAUCAAAUUCGUCUAAGGAAAGCGAGUUGUAUGCGGUUGCCUCUAAUAAGUCAUUUUCCAUAGGUAGAGGCGGAUUUGGAAAUGUUAUGUCACAUCAAAGGUCUAGUAAUAGCCAGUCCAGUCAAGAUAAGCCUGCUUUGAUGGCUAUAAGUAGCUAUGGUGAAACUUUGAAAGAGGAACAACCUAAGAAGAGUUUCUUUGGUAAAUUGAAGGGUAUUUUCACUAGUGAUGGUUAG